AUGUCACAUAACGGAUCUUUUAUAGCGGAGGACGCUGAGCCAAAGAGACAUGCAGCAUGUGAUGAAUGCCGAAAACGCAAGCUGAAAUGCUCAGGCGAAAAGGAUGGCUGUCGACGAUGUGUCAAACAAGCCAUCACCUGCCACUAUUCAAUACAGAAACAGAUGGGCCGGCCCCCCAAGAAAAGGACGCGAGUGGAUGAUAGAAACGUUCUAUCCGACAUGGAUAGUCCAUACAACAAUUCAAAUUUAGAAAGAGAGUGGACAUCGGCCAAUAUAGAAGUGGACACUUUCCACCUAUGUCCACCAGUCUACCUUAAUCGCCCGCAGGAUCAAAUCGAUACUGAUCCAACGUCAUCACUAGACCCGUUCCACAGACUACGGCCGAUAUCUGCAACGACUGCUCCUUGGCCUGACUUUUCAACUGCUUCGGCUGCAUCUGCAAUGCUAUCUAUGAAUCCCGGAUUUCCAAGUAUGACAGUGGAGUCGAUACUACCCAAUGGAUCCCAGAGUAUCCCCCAGUGUCCUUGCCUGUCUUACCUCUACCUCUGUUUAAGCAACCUUUCGAGCCUGAAUGCUUUUUCUGUCACUAGGGAAACGAUCACAUCGCUGCAUACCGCCGCGAGAACAGCUCAAUCAGUCAUUCGGUGCGAAAUAUGCCCGCUGGCUUUUGCCACGGGCAUUCAAAAUGUCAUGAUGCUGGGUACUCUCCUGAGCGUCAUUGCAGAUGCUUGGCUCAGGGUGUCCAAGGCCGAUGCAGAAGUUUUGGGUAAGGAGAUUGCUCCUUCAGACUUCCUGAAAUCCAUCACCGAUGACCCUCAAGGAGCAAAUGCAACUUGGAAACAGUGGCUUCGACAGGUAGUUCGACGCUCAGUCAUUGGUGGCCCUUUGGACGAUGGUUUGUGCGAGCCUGGGGUUUUGUGCAACAUGACGCCCGACAUUCUCUCACUCGUGCGUGAAAUGGAGGACCGCCAACAUAGAUGGCAUGCCGAGAAGAGGUCGCGUAAUCUGAAUUAUAAAUCCGCUAAAUUUGAUACUUCCUGUUCAACUUUGAUGUCAAAUGCAACAUCGCCAAGUGUGUCGUGCUCCGUCUCGACUACCCUAACUGAACCUGAUAACGACAUGACCGAGGAAAAAGAGAAUAUCGAGGAGAGGGAUAUGCUAUGUCUAAGAAUUGUUGGUGCUGGAAAGAAAGUUCUUGAGGGAUUUGAAUUUCAAGCUUGGGAGUAUCCAGAUGGCGUGGAGCCUUUGUAA
This is a messenger RNA of Talaromyces proteolyticus, 1251 nucleotides long. RefSeq names its product putative C6 finger domain protein. The record is from RefSeq and is a predicted model, not a curated record. Gene Ontology annotation, biological process: positive regulation of transcription by RNA polymerase II. Gene Ontology annotation, cellular component: nucleus. The transcript is spliced from 2 exons. The coding region runs from base 1 to 1251 and encodes 416 amino acids. Gene Ontology annotation, molecular function: zinc ion binding; sequence-specific DNA binding; DNA-binding transcription factor activity, RNA polymerase II-specific. NCBI's taxonomy places the organism in Eukaryota, Fungi, Ascomycota, Eurotiomycetes, Eurotiales, Trichocomaceae.